This is a messenger RNA of Danio aesculapii, 1986 nucleotides long. RefSeq names its product VPS37A subunit of ESCRT-I (gene vps37a). Bases 322 to 1485 code for a protein of 387 amino acids. The record is from RefSeq and is a predicted model, not a curated record. NCBI's taxonomy places the organism in Eukaryota, Metazoa, Chordata, Actinopteri, Cypriniformes, Danionidae. The transcript has 12 exons. Gene Ontology annotation, biological process: ubiquitin-dependent protein catabolic process via the multivesicular body sorting pathway; protein targeting to membrane; protein targeting to vacuole. Gene Ontology annotation, cellular component: ESCRT I complex.
GCAGCGCUAAACAGCUGACGUCACGCUCACACGGGUUGUUUUCUAGCGAGCUCGUGUACUUCAGACAACAGCUUAAUCUAUCAUACUGUCAUUAAAACCUUGCGCAUUUUAUCGUCUUUCUCAGCACUUACAUUUAAGUUCAUUGUCUUCUAAUUUAAGCGGGCGUUAGGUCGCUAAUACUUCUCAAACACUACACAGGCUCGUGGCUAAUGCUAAUGGUGGCGUCGGGUAUUUCUUGAAUUUCUGUUUCAUUUCGUCAGGCCUUUUCAAACUGACACCGCCGAGGGAUUCAAGCGUUACUUAGCGUUUUGGCAGCCGAGAAUGAACUGGAUUUUCCCCCUGUCCAAGGGCUCUGGAUCGAUCCCUCCUCUGAACAGUUUACAGAAACAAAGACAGAGACAGAUCGAGUCUCUCAAAGCUGCUCACUCCAAUAUUGCGGAAAUCCAGAAGGAUGUAGAGUACAGACUUCAUUUUACUGUCAACAAUUCAACUAUUACUGUCAAUAUCUUGCUCCCUCAACAGUUCCCUCAGGAGAAACCAGUGGUUAGUGUGUUUCCUCCAGUAGGUCAUCAUUUAGUAGACGGUAACAAUGGAACAAUGGUUACCAGCCCGCUCAUAGCUAAUUUUGGAAUGCAUUCAGAUUUAGGCAAAGUAAUUCAGAGUUUGCUAGAUGAGUUCUGGAAAAGUCCUCCAGCCUUGAUGUCAGAUCCCACCUUUCCUUAUAUGUACAAACCUUCAGCAAUGCCCCCUUACCCAACACAGAGCUUCCAUUUUGUUCCUGCCUUCCAACCUCAGGAUGGUCAGCGGUCUAUUGGCCCCACCCCUGUACCACAUGCAGGGGUGGAGCCUCAACAAGCCCCACCCAGACCAGCAGCGCCAGCUUACGGACUCAUCACAGACCUUCCACUUCCUGUACCAACUGCUGACUCACAGUCAGGCCUGAAUGGACACAUAUACAAGAUGCCUGAUAUCCCAGAUACAUUUUCAGAACUAUCUGAGAUGAGUGUUUCUCAGCUGAAGGACAUGAGCGAUCAGGAUGAUGUGCUGUUGGACUUCUUCAUGUGUCUCCCUCAACUCAAACAAGUAACCUCUGACAAAGAGGAGCUGGUCAACAGCAUCGUAGAGAUGGCCAAGAAGAACUUGCAGCUUGAGCCACAGUUGGAGGGCAAGAGACAAGAGAUGCUGUGUAAAUAUGAACAGUUAACCCAGAUGAAGUCGGUAUUUGAAACCAAAAUGCAAAGACAACAUGAGCUCAGCGAGAGCUGCAGUUUGAGUGCGUUGCAGGCCAGGUUAAAGGUAGCGGCUCAUCAGGCUGAAGAAGAAUCUGAGGAGACAGCAGAGAACUUUCUGGAAGGAAAAACAGAGAUUGACGACUUCCUAGCCAGCUUUAUGGAAAAGAGAACGCUAUGUCAUAGCAGAAGAGCCAAAGAGGAGAAACUCCAGCAAUGUAUGAACACACAUGGACAGUUUCCCGCCACACAUUAAAUUUAACAUCCCACAAAGGUUUGGGAUCAGUCUACCAGCAGACCGGUGGGUUUGAGACAAGCAGCGCAUCUUGUGGUUUACAGUCUGGAAUGGGCAAAUGUAAAAUGCACACGACACAGAUUUUGGCACCAUUCUAUAAUGAAAUAAUAAUUAUUUGUUUUGCACAGAAUUCCUAAAAAGUGUUACGCUCACGCUGGUUAAUUAGAACAGACGUGAGCACGGCCCAGACUUGACUGUGAACCAAAGGCUGAAAUCAGAAGAGCGAGAUCUGUUCUUAAUAGUGUUCAGAAGCAGAAACCGAGUUCUAAGCUUAUUAGUUGUGACAAAUGGGAUUGGGCCUUGUAAGCACUUGAAGAUGAUUUUCAACAAUGUUAAUGCUGCCGUAAACAUACGACAAAAACAUACUGUAUUUAAUAAUGUUGAUAAAAAAGCCUUUAUUAUAAUUAGACAUUGUAUUAUAUGAUUAUUUAAUUUGAUAGGUUAAUAAAACAUUUAGAAUAA